Molecule: messenger RNA, 1336 nt
Organism: Cyprinodon variegatus (sheepshead minnow)
Lineage: Eukaryota; Metazoa; Chordata; Actinopteri; Cyprinodontiformes; Cyprinodontidae
Gene: rpl3l
Product: ribosomal protein L3 like
Exons: 10
Coding region: 87-1313 (408 amino acids)
Biological process (GO): translation; ribosomal large subunit assembly
Cellular component (GO): ribosome; cytosolic large ribosomal subunit
Molecular function (GO): structural constituent of ribosome; RNA binding
Source: RefSeq, a predicted model, not a curated record
AGUGCUUCGUCUGUGUAUCAUCUUAUGUAUGACACUUGCAGCAGUACCAGUUCCUUCUUCCCUCUACCCUUCGCCUGGUUGGUGGCAUGUCUCACCGUAAGUUCCAUGCCCCACGUCACGGGCACAUGGGGUUCCUGCCCCGAAGGCGCAGCAAGAGGCACAGAGGUAGGGUCCGCACGUGGCCAAAAGACGACCCCAGCCACCCUGUCCACCUCACUGCCUUCCUGGGAUAUAAGGCUGGGAUGACACACACUGUGAGGGAGGUUCACCGCCCUGGCCUUAAGGUGUCCAAGCGAGAGGAAGUGGAGGCUGUAACCAUCAUUGAGACCCCUCCCGUCAUUGUGGUGGGGAUUGUGGGUUAUAUUCGGACGGUCCGGGGUUUGCGUGCUCUGAAAACAAUCUUUGCUGAGCAUCUCAGUGACGAGUGCAGGCGUAGAUUUUAUAGGAACUGGGCGAAGAGCAAGAAAAAGGCGUUCACCAAAUACAGCAAGAAGUGGCAGGACGAGACUGGAAAGAAACAGCUGGAAAAGGAUUUUAAUCUGAUGAGGAAGUACUGUUCAGUCAUCAGGGUUAUUGUUCACUCUCAGAUGCGACUGCUGCCCAUAAAGCAGAAGAAGGCUCACAUUAUGGAGGUGCAGCUAAAUGGGGGCACGGUCUCAGACAAAGUGGACUGGGCCAAGGAGCACCUGGAGAAAGCUGUGCCCAUUUUCGCUGUCUUUAGCCAGGAUGAGAUGAUUGAUGUCAUCGGAGUCACCAAAGGCCAUGGUUUCAAAGGAGUGACCAGUCGCUGGCACACAAAGAAGCUCCCCAGAAAGACCCACAAGGGGCUGAGAAAGGUGGCCUGCAUUGGCGCCUGGCAUCCUGCACGCGUGGCCUACACUGUGGCUCGAGCUGGUCAGAAAGGCUAUCAGCACCGUACUGAGAUCAACAAGAAGAUAUUCCGUAUUGGCAGAGGAGUUCACAUCCAGGACGGGAAGGUGGUGCGAAACAAUGUCUCCACGACCUACGACCUGAGUGAGAAGACCAUCACUCCAAUGGGAGGUUUCCCCCACUAUGGUGAAGUGAAUAACGAUUUUGUCAUGGUGAAAGGUUGUGUUGUAGGCGUUAAGAAACGUGUCCUCGCACUCAGAAAGUCUUUGCUCACACAAACAUCACGCAGGGCCAAGGAGGCCAUUGAUCUCAAGUUUAUCGACACUACAUCUAAAUUUGGCCAUGGGCGCUUCCAAACAGCCCAAGAGAAAAGAGCCUUUAUGGGGCCACUGAAAAAACAUUCACUGAAGACGAUGCCGCCACCCCUUCCAGAGGACGUCUGAGAGAAGAACAAAUGUUCUUGCUG